AUGCUUUUUCGUUCAAUUGUUGGAAAUCGUCUCGGCAGACAACGACAAAAUGUUUUACCUGUACCCUGGACCAAGUACCCUUUGAGCUCACUCCUGGAAGGCUACCAGUGUGUUCGCCAUGAUGAACACAUCUCCUAUGGGAACCUUGGUGAUUCCGUGCCCCCGUUUGGAUUAUCUUUCUCCUCUGUACGAGAGAUUCAAGAUGUUCUGGCUGUGGCAAAUGAAGAAGGUAUUGUUAGGAUUUACAAUACAGAGGGACGAGGAAGCCAACUCCUGAAAGAAUGGCUGGCUCAUGAGAAUGCUGUCUUUGAUUUAGCAUGGAUGCCAGGAGAGUCUCAACUGGUAACUGCUUCAGGUGACCAGAUGGCCAGUUUGUGGGAUGUGAAGUCAAGUGAACUUUUAGGCAGCUUCAAGGGCCACCUCUGUAGCCUCAAAUCUGUUGCAUUUGCUCCUGAAGAAAAAGCUGUAUUCUGUACUGGUGCAAGAGAUGGAAAUAUUUUGGUGUGGGAUAUCAGAUGCAGUAAAAAAGAUGGUUUCUACAAACCAGUCAAACAAAUUCAGGGUGCUCAUAACAAAGCAGAGUCAAACCACUCAUCUAAAACAAAGAAGAGACGACUCAGCACUCGUGGCAUGGCUCCUAGUGUGGACACCCAGCAGAGUGUAACUGUGGUUUUAUUCCAAGAUCAGCACACCCUUAUCUCCUCGGGAGCAGUUGAUGGGGUUAUUAAGAUGUGGGACCUAAGGAAAAACUACACUGCACACCAUCACGAUCCAAUUGCCAUGCAGACGUACCCUUAUCCUGGUUCUUCUAUGCGCAUGCGACUUGGUUAUUCUGGACUUGCCCUGGACUCCACAAGGUCUAAUGUCAUGUGUAACUGUACCGAUGACAACAUUUACAUGUUCAAUAUCAGUGGAAUAAAAACUACACCAGAGGCAGUUUUCAGUGGCCACCAGAACUCAUCUUUUUACAUCAAGUCCACAAUUAGCCCAGAUGACCAGUUCUUGGCCAGUGGUUCAAGUGAUAACCACACAUACAUCUGGAAGAUUUCUGAUCCCAUGCAUCCCCCCAUGACUCUUCAAGGCCACAAUGAGGAAGUGACAUCUGUUGCAUGGUGCCCAACAGACUUCACUAAGAUCGCAUCCUGCUCUGAUGACCACACUAUACGCAUCUGGCGCCUUCAUCGUGAAAUAGAUAGGGCACAGUCAUCAGUAGGAGAGGCGAAUCUCGUUGGAUGGGCAUGUGCGAAGAGUCCACACAAACCUUCGAGCCCCACUGAAACAACCCCUGCUAAGGACCAGAGGGCUGAGAGCAUUGGAGUGCUGCCCUCUCCGCGUAUUGCCUCCUGUGCUCCAAGUGGGGCCGCCUUGCCUCUACCCUCCAGCACCACAUCCCCUGUCCAGUCACAGCAAGCAAAAGCCCCUAAUUGCCAGAGAACCCCACAUUCUAUCAAAUCAUGGCUAUCACCAAGACAAGGAUCUCCAAGCCAGAAAAGCCCACUGUUGCGUAAAGUACUGAGUCCAUGUCCUCAGAGCCCACCGGGCAGUGCAUCUACUAAGGCACCACGAGCUAAACGCAGGCUGGAGGCUGAUGAUGGCUUGUCUGAGGAAUGUGAUAGUGCAAAGCAGUGUGACUGUGUCUCAGAACUCUACUUGGUUGCCAAAAGAAGCCGGACCCAGUCUGGCAUCUGCUGCCAAGCUCAGGAGGGUCUCCUCCAGACAGACAGAUAUAAUGAGGAAGGGCAAGAAAAAUCAAAACAGACUGGCAAGGAGAACUGUAGCCCAGGAGUGACGGACUGGCUCUCAAUGAUGGGCCAAAAGAUGAGAGGUAGCCCAAGUCGUCCCCGUAGCCCCAGCACGGCAAAGAGACAAGCAGGCAAAGCACCAUCGUCACCGACACUAAGCUCGCCAGUGAACAUGAAAAAAAUUUCCUCUUAUUUCAUGAAGAGAUCUGCUGAGUGA
Nerophis lumbriciformis (worm pipefish) is the source of this 1959-nucleotide messenger RNA. NCBI's taxonomy places the organism in Eukaryota, Metazoa, Chordata, Actinopteri, Syngnathiformes, Syngnathidae. The record is from RefSeq and is a predicted model, not a curated record.